CUAAACUCACCCUAUCACAUAUACGCUAUAUCUCCUCUUGUUCCUGUUGUCUUUUUAUCUUCAAAAUAUUUACACGUUGUCGCUAAUAAUUUUAAUAUUUGUUUAAUAUUUUUAUUUGGUUUAUUUGUAGACUGAACAUAACCAUCGUUCAUUGCACAGAAAGCAUUAUAAUUCUCGAUAUUCCUCUUUUUUAAGGCUAAUGGCACGCACAACGCUUUCGCUAAUAGCCGUGGCGUGGCUCCUGGCUGCGUCUCGAGUAAAUGCUGGUCCGAUUGCCAUAGCUGGCGAUAAUGCUGCAACCGCAGCAGAGCUUGCCAGUCUCGGCGGUCUCCUGCAGGCCCUCGGUGCUGGAGUCAUCGGCAACGGGGCUCUCCAUUACCCCACUGCUGCUACCUCGCACCAACGCGCCGAGUCCGAGAUUCUUGCCUCUGACACAGCCACGCGCAUUCUCAAUAAGGUCAAGUCGAUCCUCAAGGAUGGAGGAAUUAAUGACGACGAGGAUGAUAACGGCGACGAUUCCUCCAAAUCUGUCACCUACAUGAUCAAGCCCGCACUGAUCUUCCACAAGGAGGAGCUGCCCCCGCCCAACCCGCUUGCCGGCAACGUCAUUCCUUUGCCCGGAGGUGCCAUGCUCUACACGCCGACGCCCACGGGAAAUAUCAACGGCGAGCCCACAAAUGGCCCUGCUGCCAGCAUCAAGGCGGCAUACGGUAACCUGUUUGCUGCCUCUCCCUACACGCCUUCGUACACGCUGAACAAGCCCCAUGCAGCGGUUAUUAUUGAGGAAAUCACCGACAUUCUGAGCCUCAAGAGCGCCCUCAACCGCAUGGAGGAAGCCGGCGAGGAUGUCAGCGAUGACGAGGAUGAGGAUGAUGACUAUUCCCGCAAGCACAGGGGCAAGAAGAACGUGAAUAUUGUUAGUCUCGAGACUAUCGAUCCGACGUCGGCCUUUAUUAACCCAUUCACGCGCGCCGACUUCCCCUUUGGCCUGAUGACCCCGGCGCCACUGCCCACCGUUGCGCCCAAGAAGUUGGACGAGGAGGAGUCUAUUUCCAAGAAGGUCGAGAAGAAGACCAUCAAGAAGGCCCUCCCUAAACCCUCCACCAGUGCCAGCUCCAGCGCGCAGAUCAGGGCAUCAAUGGGUAGCGACGGUGGCAUCACCAUCAUCAAUGACGGUGUCAUGUUCACACCCUCGUCCAGCGCCACAACCCAUGGGACCACCAUUAUAAUCCCCGCCGCGUCGUUGCAAAGCUCAUCAAGCCCAUCGCCCACCAGCUCCAGUGCAUCCCCCACGCCAUCCUCCAGCGAGCUGCCGGCAACUAGCUUCAGCUCCAGCUCUUCCUUGAUCAUCCACGAGGAGGCAUCCUCCAACGAGGAUAUCAAGGCCAAUGAAGUUUUGCGCUUUGCCAAUAUGCACCACUCCACCUCCGCCCCAGUCAAGGCUGACCUUGGCGGCAACACGCAGGCUGGAAGUGUCCGUCGUGACAUUUUCGCUACGUCCAAUGACCCGCUGACCAUUGCCGAGCCCACUGUUGAGAUGUACGUGGCCUCGAGCCUCUCGAGCCUGGCCAUGUCUGCAGACUCCAACGAGGUUGCUUCGCCCGCCGUGACCAUCGGCAGCAGCUAUGCCAGCCCUGAGACCCACGCCGAUGGCAUUACCUCGGCGGAUAUCGGUGCUCAUUCUUUGGAAGUUCCCAAGCGCCGCAAAAUGCACAUUGUGCAUGUCUACGAGGUCAAGAAGAACAAGCAGUCAGGCAGCGCCGAAUCAGUUACCAUUGCCACGUCGACCUCGGCCAUGCUGCGCAAGCGUGAUAUGAUGCCCAUAUAUGAUAUUGUUGCGCCCAUUGUUGGUGCUGCACAGGCGUCCUCGGUGCAGACAUCCAUGGUGCUCAACACGCCAUAUGUGGAUAUCCGUGUCAACAGCAUGCAGCGUCUUCAGGUUGAUGAGGAGGAUGACGAUGAUUACAGCGAUAUUGAGGACGAUACUGGCAACAUGGAGGAAGGUGAGAGCGAUGUUGCUCGCGACAGAUUGGCUAACUCUGAAUUUGAGAAGGCCGCUUCGGAUGUUGUUGCUGAGCAGUCCUCGGUUGAGUCCUCAGCUGAGCCAUCAAUCGGGUCGUCAGUUGAAUCUGCUUCAGAGUCUGCAAGCCUAUUGUUGAAUGCUGCUCCUGCUGCUACCACUGACGUGACCUUGUCGGAUGUUGCCCUAUCGUCUGUUUUGGCCGAGUCGUCGUCGAUUUCUGUUGAGUCGUCAUCGGAUAAGGCAGCUGUGCUUAGCAAGAGCCCGCGUAGUAUCACUAGGAAGCCCCGCAUUGUUACUGUCACGGAAACCUCCGCUACUGCUGUGACAACCUUGUCUACCGCCGCGGUGUCCUCAACCAGCGCCGUGUCUACAUCUGCCACCGCUGUGUCAACCACCGCCGCUAUCACUGAAUCCACCUCCGUUGUUGCCGACUCUACUCAGGCAGGCAAGGAGGGUGAGGAUGAAGAUGAGGAUGAGGAUGAGGUUGUAGAUGCUUCCGAGUUCAACGACCCUGCCCUUGCUACCCGCAACACCUCUUUCAAGCCAUUGGUUAUUGAGACAAUCAGCGGUGACAAGAUAUUUACGGCCACCACUGAAGCAUCAAGCCCCAUAGGCGCAGUGACCAGUGCUGACAACAACAGCGAUGAUAGUGCUGAUGGAAGCGAUAUUAGCACUGAAGGCGACAUAAACACCGAAAGCGAUGCUGAAAGUGACUCUGAUUCCGACAACGAGUCUGAUGUAAAGAGAAACGCCGGCGAUGAUUCUGGCAGCGAAAGCGACAGCGACAGCGAGGAGAAGAGCAAUAACGAGGCUGAUGCCGAGGCUGCCCAGCCCAAGAGACACCUGGCCAACAACCCGCUCACGGUGGAAGAGGGAGAGGAGGGUGACUUCAACCCUUUCCACGCUAUCCAGCGCAUUGCUGCCAUUGGUCUGCGCGAGGCUCAGCAGGCUUUGAAGGAUUAUGAGAUGAACUCGGAUGUUAGCGACAUUGAGAUGCUGACCACCAAGGAUGCCAAGCCCGCUGCCACGGUUGCCUCAAUUACAGAGGCAGUGAUCAGCCCCGUGUCCGAGGCCAGCACCGCGACUGAGGUCAACUCUGUGUUUGAUAUUAAUGCUGCACCCAGCUCCACGGUCUCGAACGAUUCUGUUGCCGCGUCUAGCUCCAGCCCUCUGGCUGAAACCAUCGUUGUGUCCAGCGUAGUGGCUAACUCCACCCCGGCGUCUGAACCAAGCCCCAAGGCUGUACGCGCAGCUGCUGACAAGGAUUCGGGCUCUGACAAAGAUUCCGACAAGGACUCUGAGAAGGAUAGCGACAACUCCGAUUCUGAUUCCGACUCUGACUCCGACUCUAACAAGAGACGCAAGAAGGCCAAUUCGGACAGCGACUCUGACAAGGACUCUGACAACGAUAGCGAUGACGAGAUGACCCGUCCGCUCAAGAAAAAGAAGAACAGCGCCAACCGCGACGAAAGAAUUGCAUUGCCCGGCAAUAUGAACACUGACGCUGACCUCGACAACGAUGCUGAGGAUGAGGCCUUGUCUGAGGCUGCUGCCGAGUCUGUCAACCAGGUGAUCAACCAGAUUGCUUCCGAGCUCGACAACGUUGCCAGUGAUUCUGUUGAGAGCGAUUUCGGCGGUGUUGUCCGCGCCUUUGCCAGCGAGGACAAUGCCAGCGAGGACAAUGCCAGUGAGGAAGAUGCAAGCGACCUCAGCGGUGAUGCUAGUGACGAAGGCGACAACGAUGACAAUUCUGAGGCCAAGUUUGCCGACAGCAUUUCGAACCUUGAAUUUGAGUAUGAGACCAACAACGGGGUAAAUUCUGAUGGCGAGGAGGUCCAGUUCAUUACGCAGAUGGUCCCCGAAGAGGUUCUCAGGAAGCUCAAUGCCAAAGAGACACCCAGCAUUGUCUUCAGGGAUACUAUCGACGAAGAGUAUGAGGAGGAGUACUUUGCGAGCAGCAGAAACAUGCCGGCGCACAACGCUUUGGUUGUCGCGCCUGCAAACAGAGUCAUGAUCCCUACGCCUGUACUCAAGGCUGCAAUCCCUACGCCCGCUCCGGCUCCAGUAUCUAUAGGCCACAAUGUGCUUGUGAAUUCUUUUGAGCUGCCUGCAACCCACCUCCAGCGGAAUGUCAUUGACUCCAUGGACUCUAACCCCGAGAAGCUUGUCCGCGGCGCUGAUGCCACAUCUGAUAUUGGACUCAUCAGGGAGAGCCAGAACCGAGCCAUGAACAUUGGCAUGGGCAACCUCCGUCGCUAUGUUUGA
This is a messenger RNA of Kickxella alabastrina, 4288 nucleotides long. RefSeq lists its product as uncharacterized. The record is from RefSeq and is a predicted model, not a curated record. The transcript is spliced from 2 exons. Bases 200 to 4288 code for a protein of 1362 amino acids. Lineage: Eukaryota; Fungi; Kickxellomycota; Kickxellomycetes; Kickxellales; Kickxellaceae.